UAUUACAUAAGCUCAGGAAAACACCAUAAUAAAUGAACAGGAAAUAAACUGUGGCCUACAUCAGUGAUGCUACCAAAGAAAGCAUUCUGGUUGAAUUCUUAGCUUUUCAUUGCCUUUUUUUUUAAAGUUUGAUAUACAGUCUGUACAGGAAAUGUGACUGAUGCUGUAAUCAUUGUGCAAUCCUGGAUAGGAUAGCUUAAGUGUUCAGCAUGAUAUUUAGUAUGCAGCUGGCAAGAAUGUACUGCACAAGCCCUGUUGGAUCUGCUUUCAGGCUGCAGUUACUGUUUGAAUAGUGAUCUCUGUUUGAAAUAUAUCUGCGUAAUUAUUGUUAUAUUAACACACUUGGCCACAGACAUUUUAAAAGUAAGGAAACAUCAGCACCUAACUGCCUCGGCUGAGCCUCAGCGAGAUCGAAAGGUUAAAUUCUUUCCAAGACAUUCUUAAAAAAAAAGAGAGAAAGGCAGUGUAAGGGAAAGUCAUACAUAUGCAGCUUACUGAGCAGUCUGUAUUAGAUACGCGCAUAUAAGGAGCCCAAGGGAGGCAGUAACUCACAGAGUUGCUCCAGCAGCCUCUAGUCCCCAUGGCAACGGCAGGCGGCCUCUAUCAGCUCCAUCUGAGAAUAGGUAAAGUAAAUCUGCAUGCAUUUGGCUGCCUGCCAACGUCUCAAAUGAAAGAGCACUUUGAACCACUGCCAGGCUUGGAGGAGGAGAGGGGCCUGUCAGGCCUGCUUAAUGUUGGCAGUUUGUACUUGGCAAGGCUUGCCUUUCCCAGAAUCCCUCAGUCUGGCAAGAAUCCAGCUGCUUAACGGAAGCUGAGAGUUAACCCCUGCGACAGGCCUGGGGAAGGCAGAACACUGAAAACUUUCCGCUGUGUCUGAGAGAGAGAGAGAGAGAGAGAGAGAGUGAUCUGUAUGCAUGAGAGUACUGCAGGGAUGGCAAAGAAUCUCUCAGGGAGAGAGAAGGAAAGCAAAAUAUCCUGCAUUGUAUGUACACAGAAUUAGACGCUGCAGGUUACUGCAGUGAAAGUUUCUGCCCAACACACCCUGCAGGAGCUUUUCUUUCUUUUUUUUUUUCUUUCACCAUGUGAAAAUGUACAAGCAGCAAUUAUAAUGCUAUGCAAAAUUUUAUUUUCAUGACGUCCUGUGCAAGAUUCCCUGAAUUGGUAGCUGAGAUAGAUUUACUGCCAAAGCCCUUAAAUAGCUGUAUUUGUAGUGACUGAUUACAGUCCAGUACAAUCUCUGGUACCAUGUAGUACAUACUAUAAGUAGAAAGGGAAUACUUUUUUAAGCACUGUACUAUAAUACCAUGCAUUGCUUGAUUCUAAAAAUAUUAAAAUGUCCAUAUAUAUAUAUAUAUAUAGGCUUAAAGUAAACAGGGAGCAAUUUCUAUCUCUAUAGAGUAUGUAAAAGGAUUGUGAGUCGAACUCUCAUCCACUGGACUGGGAAAAAGUGCGAUGGUAUUUGCUGAUGUAAGCACUUUUUUUUUCCAAAUCUCCUUCUUAAAUUUUAGACUGAAUAUUAGUGAAUUAAAAGGCACCCGGCUCGUGCUGGUGUGUGUUGGGGGAAAUGAGACCCUAUAAACUGUUCAUAUUUUCUAAACGAAAAAAAAUUGGUCAGUGUGUGGUGUGGUGUGUUGCGGGGUCCAUUCAGAAGAUGUGUAGGGAGUGGUUGGAGCAUGCGCGCUCGGACAGCAACAAGUGGCAUGUGUCGAUUCGGAACGGAGAAGAACUGCGGAACGUGGUGCUGACGUCACCGGCCCAGCCAGGUGGCAUUCCGAGUGGAGCGCGCGGACGUGGAGGCACAAUCAAAAUUCCAACUCCGCACGCGAGGCAGAAUGUGAAGCGCGCGCCUGGAGUCACGGUCCCGAAAUCGCGUCCUUCUGCACAACAAAGCUCCGACUCACAGACCGGUUGGGGUGUUUUUUUUUUUUUUGAGAAAAAUAUUUCCUCAUUUCUUUAUAAAGACCGAAAACAACCGAUCCGAGAGGGGAGGCAUUCAACAUGUCUUCUGCACAAGUCUCCUCGUCGAGGAGGCAGUCGUGUUAUCUCUGCGAUUUGCCCCGCAUGCCGUGGGCUAUGAUUUGGGAUUUUACCGAGCCGGUGUGCAGAGGCUGCGUGAAUUACGAAGGCGCGGAUCGGAUCGAGUUUGUCAUCGAGACCGCGCGACACCUUAAACGGGCUCAUGGCUUCCAAGAAAGGAGAUCCCCGGGACCAGCGCCGCCGCCCACAGUGAAGGCACAGGCAGCCAUGGCGGCUAAGGAGACGGUGCAGCUGAACCAUGUGGACGCCUCGUCUAAGCAGCAGCAACAGCAGCAAGGGCUCGAACGCUACUCCUUGAGCACAGAGAGAUCGCGCUUCGAUUACUCCAGCAUCGGGGCGCACACCGGACGCCUCCCGAACGGACUCGGAGGACCGAACGGAUUUCCCAAAUCAGACGACGGGCCUCCUGAGCUGAACCGCCAGAGCCCGAACUCUCGCCGAAGCCACGGCCUGGUCACGGUUCCUGGGCAAAUGAACGUGCCACCAAAUCUGCUUCCGCAGACCAUGCUGAACGGCCCUCCAUCAGCAGCCGGCAUUGCGCAGCACAGCAUGGCCGGCAGAGCCCCUCCAACAGCCAGCAUGAGCACAGCUUUGUCCAUGGCGUCGCAGGCGAUGUCAGAGCAAGGUAAAAGACCCGGUUCCGUGUCCAGCACGGACCAAGACCGCGAUCUGAAAGAGAAGCAGCGCAACGCAGAGGCUUUAGCUGAACUUGGCGAGAGUUUGCGGAACAGAGCUGAGGACUGGGCGAGCAAACCCAAGAUCGUAAGGGAGACCCUGAUCACACUCUCGAGCUGCACGCCCUUUGAUGUAAGGUUCAAAAAAGACCAUUCACUCUCGGGCAGAGUGUUCGCUUUCGACGCCGUGUCUAAACCCGGUAUGGACUACGAGCUGAAAAUAUUUGUCGAGUACCCGAGCGGAUCCGGUAACGUUUUUUCCAGUGCGUCCGGGGUGGCCAAACAAAUGUAUCAAGACUGCAUGAAAGACUAUGGCAGGGGGCUGUCUUCUGGCUUUAAGUAUCUGGAAUAUGAGAAGAAGCACGGUUCUGGAGACUGGCGACUGCUGGGCGAUUUGCUGCCCGAGACUGUGCGGUUCUUUAAGGAAGGACUCGGUGCUGAGAUGCUGCCGCAGCCCUACAUCGACGCCAGCUGCCCGCUGUUGCCUUCGGCGCUCGUGAACAUGCCGCGCGCCAUGCCGUCCUCCAGCGCGCUCAGACCGGGCAUGCGCAAGCGCAAAGCGUCGCCUGAACCCGACUCAGCCGAAGGCGCGCUCAAGCUCAGCGAUGAGCAGCAGAGGCAGCAGUGGAUAGCCAGUCAAAGCGAAGCGCUGAAGCUCACCAUGGCGUCAGGCUCGUUCGUGGCCUCGCACGGUGGCCCUCCGCCCCUCGGGCCCGUGCACUCGAGCCGAGCUACACCGCCCGAAUCGGCUCCACAGAACGGACAGUCGCCCAUGGCUGCGCUCAUGUCGGUGGCAGACACGCUGGGCAACGCGCACUCUCCAAAAGACAACAACUCCGUGCACUCCACCACGUCCACCAGACACAACAGCAGCAGCCCGGUAUCGCCCGCCUCCGUGUCGGGACAGAGGCGCUUGGCUUCCCGUAACGGAGAGUUAAACAUGGCCGGGACACCGUCUCAGUCCGCGUCUCAUCAAAACAUGGAGCAAGCGCACCCACAGAACAUCCCCGACUCGCCCAUGGCCAACAACGGACCGCUGUGUUGUACCAUUUGUCACGAACGCUUAGAAGACACACACUUUGUGCAGUGCCCCUCCGUUCCCAACCAUAAGUUUUGCUUCCCGUGUUCACGCGAGAGCAUCAAAGCACAGGGGGCAACCGGCGAGGUGUACUGCCCCAGCGGAGAGAAAUGCCCCCUGGUAGGUUCGAAUGUGCCUUGGGCUUUCAUGCAAGGCGAGAUUGCGACCAUUUUGGCCGGGGACGUUAAAGUGAAAAAGGAAAGGGACCCCUAAAAUGAUUAUGCUUCCCGAAUCAGAAACGUAAAUCGAGUCGAGUAUAUUAUAUACAUUUGUUGUGAAUAACUGACAAAGUAGUCCUAUGUACAGAGACCCUUCUUUCCGUCAUAUAUUUCAGUGUUUUGAAACAAAGGUACAGUGUGAUGUCAUGGCUAAUCUGAAGGAGGAGGUUGUUGGGUCGCAGUGUAUUUUGGUGGCAGUGUUAACGGUACGGUGGGGAAGCACUUUGCGCUCACGUUUUUAUUUGGGCUCAUGCACUUCUUUUAAGGUGAUAUCCCCCUCCCUCCCUUCCUUCCUUCCUUCCUUCCUCCCUCCCCUCCCCACCCACAUAUAAAUCCGGAUUGUUACCGGUGAUAUUUUGUCCUAGUUACCAAUGUAAACAGGAAGGUGCGAGGCAUGACUCGGUUUAUAGACCUUUAGUGGGCAUUUUAUUUUAUUUUUUUUUGUCUUUUGGUCUCUUUAUAUUUUUGACGUACUUUAUACACACACACACACACACACAAAAAACAACCCAGUGUCUCACUUUCAUCUCGUGUUCUGAAAGUACAAAUAUAGUUUCCUACGUGUUUUUCAUUCUCCUUCCUCUUGCUUUAAAGGUGCACGGAUGCUUAAGAGUAGAGCAAAAAUACUGUACAUGAACUUAAAUGCUCUGUUUGUUUAUACAUUUCUGUAGUAACAGAAGACUUGUAACGUGCCUUGGAGCUGAGUAAAUUGUAAUAAAUUCAUUGAUAUUAA
Messenger RNA from Neoarius graeffei (lesser salmon catfish), 4740 nucleotides. It is a transcript of the gene irf2bpl, whose product is annotated as interferon regulatory factor 2 binding protein-like. Gene Ontology annotation, biological process: regulation of transcription by RNA polymerase II. The transcript has a single exon. Bases 1999 to 4002 code for a protein of 667 amino acids. Gene Ontology annotation, cellular component: nucleus. The record is from RefSeq and is a predicted model, not a curated record. NCBI's taxonomy places the organism in Eukaryota, Metazoa, Chordata, Actinopteri, Siluriformes, Ariidae. Gene Ontology annotation, molecular function: transcription corepressor activity.